GAUUUGCUUUUUCUGUCAGACUUUCACACAGAAAUCGGGGACAAAUUUCUUCAAAAUAAAAUACAGAACAAUUAUAACAUCGAGUUGGGAUUUCCACUUAUAUAUUAUAAUACAAAGUUAUCUUCCUCGUUUCACGAUAAAAUGUUUCGUUUAAAAUUCAUUCGGUGCGAUGCACUUGGCACUCUGAUCGGCGCUGCUGCGACGAGGAGCUGUAAGAGAGCGGCGGGUCCUUGCCUGGAGUUGGAUCGGGCUCGCGCUUCCGCCGUCCGCUGGAUCUGGAUCCGGUUGGUCAGUCAAUAUCAAUUCAGGACAACUAAACAGGCCUACUAUCCAGACCGCCAACGGGAAACGAAGCGACCGUCAGCGGGAUCCACCCCCCAACCGGUCUCAUCUCCUGCCAUAAAGUCCACACAAAGCCGCGGGAUGCCCAAAGACUACUACUACAAGGUGCUGGGCGUCAACAGGCACGCAUCUAUCCAACAGAUCCGUUCGGCUUUCUAUGCACUUGCGAAGCGCUAUCAUCCAGACUCUACGCACUCGGAGCAAAAACUGAAGCACUUCCAGGAGCUGUCCAACGCCUACAACAUCCUCACCGACGAGACAAAACGUUUGGAGUACGACCAGCUUGGCGGGAUCAAGGACGAGCAAGCCUUUCUUGAACAGGCGGGUAAUCCCAUGAACGUUGACCUCGAGGAGGCCAAGAGGUUCGAUUCGGAUAAGACGGCAAAUGAUGAGAUCAAAAAACUGAAAAACAACGAGUUUGAUCUGCCGCUGGAUUUUCUGGAGGCGACAGUGGGUUGCAAAAAGCGAGUGGAUUUGCGCUACCUGCGGAAAUGCGAGACCUGCAAGGGCAAAUCGCAGCUGAUGGCGCACCGGGAUGUUGGCAAGGAGCCGUGCAGGCGAUGCAAUGGUACUGGAAAGGUUACCAACAAAACGGCCACCUUUACCUCGGUUAACACAUGCACGCAGUGCAAGGGCAAGCGGUUCACGAACCGCAACGACUGCGAAACCUGCGCUAACCGGGGAUAUGUGGUGUCCAGCGUGGAGGUAAUGGUGGUAGUGCCAUCGGGAUCCCGGGAUGGGGAUGUGGUCAACCUAGUGAAUCCGGAAACCAAGCAAACGGUGGCAUACCGACUAACAGUGCCUAGCAGCGAGUAUUUUCACCGCAUGGGCAACGAUAUACUGACGGACAAGCACCUAAACAUCUCGGACGCUAUCCUGGGCGGCACGUUCAUGGUACGUGGUCUCUACGAGAGCGUGGAGCUGCGAGUGGAGCCGGGCACCCAAUCGCAUACCCAGGUGGUUCUUAAAGGCAAGGGCGUGCGCUCCAAGGAGGGGGUGGGCCAUCACAUCGUCACGCUGAAGGUGCGCAUCCCCCGGAAUCUCUCCGUGAAGCAGCGCCAACUGGUUUUGGCCCUGUCCCAGGCAGAGGAUCCGGUGUUCGAGCCUAAGCCCAAAAGCAAGGAGGCCGCCAGCUUGAGUCCUUAAAAUUCUCAAUGAACAGGCCUGAUUGCAUUUAUUUAUUAUCACACACGAA
Drosophila ficusphila is the source of this 1537-nucleotide messenger RNA. Its product is annotated as dnaJ homolog subfamily A member 3, mitochondrial. The transcript has 2 exons. Bases 142 to 1488 code for a protein of 448 amino acids. Gene Ontology annotation, cellular component: mitochondrion. Gene Ontology annotation, biological process: negative regulation of apoptotic process; protein folding; mitochondrion organization. Lineage: Eukaryota; Metazoa; Arthropoda; Insecta; Diptera; Drosophilidae. Gene Ontology annotation, molecular function: heat shock protein binding. The record is from RefSeq and is a predicted model, not a curated record.